Pseudozyma flocculosa PF-1 is the source of this 2361-nucleotide messenger RNA. RefSeq lists its product as uncharacterized. The record is from RefSeq and is a predicted model, not a curated record. Gene Ontology annotation, molecular function: nucleic acid binding; ATP binding. Gene Ontology annotation, cellular component: nucleus. The transcript has 3 exons. The coding region runs from base 1 to 2361 and encodes 786 amino acids. Lineage: Eukaryota; Fungi; Basidiomycota; Ustilaginomycetes; Ustilaginales; Ustilaginaceae.
AUGAGCUCUCGGGCCUCUUCAGAUACGCCGGCCCUCAAGAAGCGCAAGCUCGAUGCGCCCGGCGGUGAGGCUUCAGUCACUGCAGAGCCGCCAACGAGGGCCUCCAACCUCAACAUCCAUCCGUCGCGACUCGGCCGCGCCCCCGCCCUCAAAGCCGCCGUCAAGCCCAGCAUAGGAGGCUCAAAGGAAAAGACCAAGGCCAAGCAACGCUACCUCAAAGCCAAAAAGGACCGCAAAAAGGCGCGCAGGAAGGCAGCGCCCAAGGGCGAAAAGAAGAAGCAGAAACCCACUUCGCUGGCCGCCAUCGGUGAUUCGCUGACUUUUCCAGAGGAAGCGGCGCUUCAUGCGGCUGCUGCAGAGACGCAGAGCGCCUUGGAUCCGGUCCCUGAAUCUGAUUCGUCCUCAGAGAGCAGCAGCGACAACGACGACGACGACGACAACGACGACGACAACGACGACGACGACGACGACGACGACGACGAUGACGACGACGACGACAACGACAACGACAACGACGACGACAACACCUCGGGUGCAGCGAACACUUCCGCCGGCGUCAGAAUGAGAGACGCUGACGGCGACUCUCCAGAAGACACAGGUUCAGCGACGCAAGAGGUUGAAAACACCAAUGGAAGGCUGAACGAAGAUCAUGAAGAGGUGGUUGGGCUUCAACGCUUCCCGGCCGCCGGUAUCAAGAAAGCCUCGGAUCCCGCUCUCAUCAAGCAGCUCGGGCUCACCGAGGGCAUGUCGAGCCGGACCGUCGUCGAUCCGAAACUCUCAACGCCGCUCAUCUCAGCGACCACGGGUGCGACGCCAACUAGCCAGGGUGCGAUCGUUGUCGUGGAGAAUGCGAGCAAGGAGAGCGGCGGGUUUGCCAAUGUGGCGCUCAGCGAGAGCGUCCGCAGCCGUCUCGAGGAGCUGGGCGUGUCAGAGUGGUUUGCAGUCCAAGUCUCCGUGAUCCCAUCGUUGCUCUUGCUGCCGCACAGCAGGUCACUCUACCGACCCACGGCGCCGCCUCGAGACCUCUGCGUGUCGGCGCCGACCGGCAGCGGCAAGACGCUAGCCUACGCUGUGCCCAUCGUCGAGAUUCUGCGCACGCGGCAGGUGACGAGACUCCGCGCACUGAUUGUGCUGCCGACCCGCGACCUCGUGUCGCAGGUCAAAAGCACCAUUGAGCUCAUCUCCAAGGGCACAGGUCUCAAGGUCGGCAUUGCCACCGGUCACCACAGCUUUUCGCACGAGCAGUCGCAGAUCAUGAACCGGGACUUCAACCGGCCCAAAGUCGAUAUUCUGAUCUCCACACCAGGAAGGCUGAUCGACCACCUUGACUCCACCCUGGGAUUCACGCUGAGUCAUCUGCGCUUCCUCGUCAUCGACGAGGCCGAUCGUCUCCUCAGCCAGUCGUUUCAGGAGUGGCUGCGCAAGGUUCUGCAGGCCACCGAGGAGGAUCCCUCCGCAAUCGCUGCCGAGUCAGACUCGUUCCGCGACCUCGACGAACGCCUUGGCGUCGGAAGCUUGGAAGGCCCCCCCGCGGAGGCUCCUUCCCGCGUUUUGCGCCACCAUCAUGGUGCGCCCGAUGAUGUGCUAGAGCAAGUCAAGCCCGCGGUCCAGAAGCUGCUGUUCUCCGCCACGCUGACCAGGGACCCUGCAAAGAUCGCCGCGCUGGGACUUCGACAUCCGCACUACAUCGCCAUCCAGGCGGAGCCUACAGACGACGAUCGACCCAGCCACGAGAGUUUUUCGCUGCCGCAGUCUCUGCGAGAGCACAUGUUGGUCACCAGCGCCGCAGACAAGCCGCUCGAGCUGCUCCAGCUCCUGCAUCGGCCGAAGUCUCCGCUGAGGAGAGUGCUCUGCUUCACGAAAAGCGUCGAGUCAGCGGCAAGGCUCGUCAAGCUCGUUGAAUUCUUUGAGCAAGCGCAGACGGCCCGCGGCCUUCCAGCCAUCACGGCGGAAAACUUCUCGUCCGAGCUCAAGGCGGGCAGGAGGCAAAAGAUCAUGGACGAAUUCGCAAAGGGUCAGAUCGAUCUACUGGUCUGCUCCGACCUCAUCUCUCGCGGCAUUGAUCUGCCCGACGUGCAGCACGUCAUUUCGUACGACGUGCCCGUCGACGCCUCCAAGUAUGUCCACCGGGUCGGUCGGACUGCGCGAGCCAAUCGUGAAGGAGAUGCCUGGACCCUGGUCGAGGAGCACGAGGCGCGCUAUUUCAAGGGCCUUCUCAAGGCCGUCAUCCGACAGGGCAAGGUGGAGAAGAUCAAGCCGACGGCGGACAGUGUCGAUCCUCGGAUGCGGGAUGAUUACGCCGCGGCACUCCAGAAGCUCGCCGACUUCUACAAGCGCUCCGGAUCAGAGGCGGGCCGUUAA